AUGCGGACGUGGCUGCUUCUGGCGGCCGCGUGUGCCGUCGGCUGGGCGGCAGUUGACGAUGACAAGGAAAUUGUGCGCAGAGGUUUGGAUUGCAAAAGAAUUUUGAAAAUAACUUUAAACUUCAGUUCUGCAAUCUUGGACACAUGGGCGGCCUACCACUUACUCAGAAUUUCCUAUGAGUCCUGCUCAUGUUGAUCUUGAUGCAGACACUUCGUUCAUGGUACUUUUCUUGAAAACUGAUAUUUCGCAGGAAAAAUUUAAAGGGAGAUCAUCACAUUUCAAAACGCUCAUUGGGAAACGUCUACGCCGGUUCUGUAGUCGGUCAGUCGUGCCGAACUCCAGGACUCACUGGAGCGAACUGCGAAUUCCGUAAGAAGCGCCUUCAAAAAUGAAGCAGAAUCUUUUGUUUUUUCAGCGAUUUGCGGAGAGCGCAACAUGCAAAUUCCUAACAACCCAGAGUCCGACUUGGUAAAAUUUUUUCAACCAUAAAUUCAUGUCAGAAAGUUCUUGUAGGUCAGCAUCGACGCAGCUAACUUGGCAAACUGCUCGGAGUCUUACGUGGUGGUUGUUGAUGAGACGAUGUUCGAUAUCAACAUCGAAAUCGAGACUAACCUCGCCAUUCAGCCCAGCUUUGUUCUGACAGCUGCCGAUGGUGAGAAAGAAAAAUGAACAGGGAAUAUCUUCCACUGAAAAAUUUCCCUUUUCACUUCAGGAAAAAGAAAGAUCACAUUUCUAGUUGACUGUUUUUGAAUAUAAAACUUAUCCUAUACAUUUUUUAAAACCAUUUUAAAAUUUGAAGUUUUGUUCAAAAACCCAAAUCGCGCAGGAACAACUACCUUGCCAACAACCUCGAUCCCGACGCCGUCCUCCUUCUCAGCUAGCUACUCAUUUCUGGCUCCCGGACUCUACGUUCUCAGCCCACGUGCCGACGUUGACACGACUUACUGUACCAUGAUCAUGACCGUAUGCAGAAAUGAACUUUCCGAAAUCUCAGCAAAAAAUUUCAGGCAAAGACCAGAUUGACAGUUAUCGGAGGUUUCACGAGCGGACCGGAUGGCUUCCGAUCCGAUUUCCCUACCUACAAAUACGCUUACUUUGACACGAUCUCAACUGUCGUCAACCAUGUGAAUGGACUCGAAUACCCAGCUCAACUUCAGACCAUUGGCUUCACCGGAGAACAAAACGUGACUAAUUCAAGCAGAAACAGAUCUUAAGAGAGAAUUUCAGCAUGUGACUCGCUCGGUCCCUUUCACCACUCGAUUCAACUGCAGUUUCCCAUACGCCUACGAACGAUAUACCUGUAGCAAAAAUACUCCAAACGAUAUCGCUCACAACUUUUACAGGGUACUUAUAGGGAUAAAAUCACAAAGUUCUUCAUUUUUUGUUUAGGUUGAAGGAGUCACUUUCCAAGGAUUCAAGUUUCGACGAAUUGUUCCUUAUCAAUGCGUCUGUAAGUUUACUGAAAAAAUGAUAAAGCAGAUCAUAAAAAAAUUAGGUUCAAAUUCGAUACGAAGCUUUUUCAGUACCGUCAUCACAACCUUCUUGUAAAGAAUUCAAUCUGCCUGAUAGUUUCUGAAGCUGCGUUUUUUUCUGAUAACUCAAACUUGAUCAGAGUGUUAAAAAUAAUGGUCAUCACAACUCCAGGAUGUUUCAGGAAGGUUGAAUUCCUUACAAAAAAAAAUUUGAUCAAAAUUCGGUUUUUUCGUACUGUUUUGUAGUCGUUUUGUAGUCUGAAAUCAAUUGAAAAAAAACUUCCGAAUGAAAAUAUUACUGAAAACAUGACUUGAAGUGCCUCCACCAACCACCACCGCGGCAGUGAUGACCACUACCGCACCAGGACCCGUCACUACAUGUAAAAAUGGAGGCCAGCUGAUCAAGAACACUGACGGAACGUCUUAUUGCUAUUGUAUCGGCUACUUUGGUGGAAGCGACUGCGGCGUUCGUCAGUGUCUGAAUGGAGGUAAGGAAAAUGAAUAAAUCUUUGAAUAAAGAAGAUGCUCAGGAGUUCUCCCUUCACCGGAUAGCGACCGUUGCACAUGCCAGCAAGGCUUCUCCGGCUUCAGCUGCGAAACAAGUGCGUUAAAAGUUCUUAACAAUUUUUAGGAGAAAAAGAGAUUUCUUUCAAAAAAAAAAAUGUUCUGAUUCAUUUUUGGAGAGAAACAGAAAGAUAUAAAGCAAUUCAGUUGUCUGCAUGGACAAUGCUGGAUACGAAUUCGAUGCUGAACAUCCAACACUCACUUUCGUUAUUCGAACAAGAGCUGAACUUUCAAAUGUCGUUGAGCAGGUAAUAAAGAUGUAUUAUUAGGAAAAAAAUAAGAUAAGAAAAAAAUAUGAUUGAGUUAUUUUCAACGAUUGAACGUUUUUUUAUGAUGAUUUUUGAAACGUGUAUGCUGAGUUUUGAAACGGAUUCAAUGAUUUUGAAACUGAUUGGUGAUGAGAUAUGAUAAGGGAAAGAAAGAUAACUUUCAAGUUUUCCAAUUUCAUUUUUAGCAGCAGAAACAGUUGCAAAAAGGAAGCGAUAAGCAAGGAAAAUAAAUAACAAAGUCUUCAAAUUUUAGUUUGUCAACGCGACCUCUCAAAUUGUGAACGAUUUGAGUUUCGCCCCCAACUAUCUGCGGAGCUACAUCGUUGUUCUCUUCAAUAACAAUGGUCUGUGUAGCUCGAAAAUUCAAAGAAAAAUUUCGAACUUAUCCAGCUCUACUUCUCAACAAGAGAUACGACACCUACGGAGCAGCUCUCACCGACCUCAACAAAGCCAUUCACACUGCGCCAAGCGAUGGAUCUUGCGAUGACUCUACUUUCUCGGCUAUUGCGUGAGUUUUCCCGAGAGUUCUUCAUACAAAAAUCAUAUUGCAGAGCUGCUCUUUCACAGUAUCCGGACAGCAAAUCUCCGGUUUACGUCAUCACUGAUGCCACUCCCAGUGACAGUGCCGAGAAAGAGACCGUUUUCCAACUAGAGUCGUUCUACAGAGCACCGGUUUGAGAUUAGACUAGAAAUUAAACACAAAUUUUCAGAUCUACUUCAUUUAUAUCACUCCUCCUCCAAGUGACAACUGCAAUACUUCGCCUGAAAAUGCUGGAUACCGUGAUUAUCUGGAUAUUGCCACUCGAACCAGUGGUCAUGUCUAUUAUUUCAGCAAUCGAACCAACAUUUAUAACGUGGAGUGUCUUCUGAUAUUUAAUUUUAUCGGAUGCUUUUUAGUUUGCCUACCAACACAUGCUAAACACGCUCUACCGCUCGCAACUUCUUUUGUCCAACGAUUUCGCCGUCUGCGGAUAUCAGAACGUUUACAAAUCGGUCGCCAUUGAUUCUGAUGUCGAUUCCAUUGUGGUUGUCGCUACUGGACGUAUGUUGAAGAUAAUCUGAGAAAUAGGGAUUUGAAUCUCAGGAAACGCGCAGCUGCUUAUGACCAACCCAUUGAAUACUCGAAUUGACUUCAAUGUCAUGUUCAGCGACGGUUUCAAUCACAUUUGGUAUGUUAUCGUUACUUAAAAAAUUGUGGAGAAGGUUCGAUCGGUUUCAGGGAAACUAGACAAACCCUCGUCGGACAGUGGUUCUUCAACAUCAUCACUCAGUCCCCAUCCUCAGCCUGCAGUUUCCGAGUCUACCAGAAGAAGUUCAACAAUGCCGGUUUGAUGAAAAAUCAUUGUCUCCCAAAAAGUUUAUGUCUUCAGUCUCCUCGAGCCCCGAUUUCGACCUGUUCUGGGCUUUCUCGACCACACUCACUUCUGACGGCUCUUUGAAGCAACCUAUUUACAGUAAGCUAUUCAAGACCCAAUAAUGAUCCCAAAUGAGAUUUGCAGACUACGACGUUGCUCCGGUGUUCCAUCUCACGAACUACCCUAUCGGACUGUCAAUGGAGCGUGUUCACGCGGCUCUCAGCAUUUACGCGACUCGUGGUGGUAACCAAACUGAAGUCUAUGGGUCCAGCGGCCUUUGGCGCGACGCUUGCUCUUUGCACUUCUAUUUCCCACCUUUCACCUGCCAAGUCCCAGAAGAAACUCUCUACUUCAAUGUAAACUUGAUUGUAUACAUUUUUUUUUGAAUCAUUUUUUAGUUCUUCGCUCGUGAUCGUCGUGGCGUGAGUAUUCAACGUGCCGGAACCAUGUAUUGCACUCGGGGUUCGCUUCUUUACUCAUGAUAGCGUUCUCAGAUUCUGAGCAGGAGCAACGAAUAUUUAUAGUACAACACAAUGAAAAACUUGAUGGACAGUCUCACUGAAAUCUCACUAUUUCAGUUCAUCCCACACCACCUCCCGACCAUCAAUGCCAGAAUGGAGGUGUCAUGGAUCCUACUAACAACACUUGCUUCUGUACACCUGAGUACACCGGACAGUACUGUCAAACCAUCGUAAGCUUCAUAAACUCUAUGAAAAACGCCUUUUAUGAUAGGUUUGCUACAAUGGCGGCGCUGUGGUCGGAAACCGUUGUCAAUGUCCAGCUGGCUGGGGCGGAAACAGCUGCGAAAUUCGUAAUAAUUUUUUGACAGGCCUCAAAAAUGAAAAAUUUUUCAGCGAGAUGCCCGCAACCUGGAAUUAAACCUGAAUACUUGCACUUGGGCGUGGACAUGGUCUUCGCAGUCGAAACUACUCAACAAGCUUGGGCUUCGGUAGAAAAACGUUGAAAUUUGGAAAAAUAUAAUUUUUCCAGCUUGCCAUGUUGAACAAGAACUUCCAAGAGAUUUUGAGAGACGUCAAAUCUCAGAACCCUCUUUGGAUUGGGCAAUUCGUCGUCGUUGCUUUCAAUUCGACAUGUUAGUGAUUCUGAAAAUGAAACGAUCAUUUUUCCAUUCAGGGGGUGGAGUCGUAGCACAGUCUCCAUCCAACGAUCCAACUGCGGUUAUCACUGCUCUGAACAAUUUGGCAGGAACUAUUCCGACUGACACCGGCUGCGCCGUCCAGGUUUUGAAUUUUAAUUGCUUCAGCUACUAUUCAAGUUUUCUUUACAGCUCUGGCAAGCCCUCAACUCAGCCAUUUUCAGCAGAGCGAUAGUUCCAGGCUCAUAUAUCGAAGUGUUCCAGGUUAAUGAGUUUUCUCAUUUUUGGAUAAAUCUCUCUUUUGAAGACAAGUCCUGAAGAUGACACGGACGUCAGGAAUCUGGGAUUAUUGUACGAAGCAACUCGGCAAAUGGGUCUUGUCCUGUAUUCUUUCGUGGCGGCUGAUAUCCUCUCCCCGACCGGAUUCAAAUGCAAUGCCACCGCCGUUCGUACCUCUGCUGCAAACUUUUCUCUUCAUAAUUUAUUUGUAGGAAAACUACUACACAAUGCUCGGCGUUGUGGGAGGAUCUACCGGAGACAACUAUUUGUUGCAACCAGCUGAAAUUGCGAACGUAAGACGUCUUCAAGAAAGGUUUCUAUUUUUUCUUAGGCGGUGAGUCUCAUCCCACUCCAAUAUUCGAAUGCUGCCGUCAACUACAACUUCGCGCCUGACUGCUCAACUCCUCUUCUCGUAAUAAAAUGAAGAAAAUAAAAAUAAGAGAGAAAUCAACAGACUUACAUCCCUGUCGAUGCAUACACUCAAACCGUCCAGAUCAACGUCUACGGCUUCAACCCGACUGUCACUGUUCUUGACGGCCAAGGUUGAUCCAGUGAGGAGUUCUUUUGAAAAUAUCAAUGUUUUAGGAAAGAAUUACAAUCUGAUCCAACUCUUCUAUGAUGAUUACAUUGGAUUCUCUGUCUUCGAAGUUCGACGAGCCUGCGAUGAUGAGUGGUACGACAACGGAGACUCGUACUGCUACAGGACGAUGGUUGGCGAGAAUACAAUGACCUAUCCCGAUGCCAAGAAGUACUGCGCAUCUGCUGGAGGAUUUUUGGUCGAUGACCUCACGUCGGACAAAAACCAAUACCUUUAUGGUGAGAUUCAUUAUUCCACUCUAAGUUGAAAAAAAUCAUGAUUUUCAGCCAACGCCUACAGAACUCAAUUCUGGAUCGGUUUGUACAACAACAACAAUGGCGGAUAUGUCUGGGACCGUGGAAACAUCAGUAACCCACAGCCGGUAGAAAAAUAAAAAAAUAAAAAGAAUUCGAUCGAUUUCAGCUGAACCAAGAUCAAACAUUCUGGGCUGGAGACAGUACCUUGGACCCAACCAAACAAUGCGUGUUUUUCGAUGGAACAUCUACGGAUUCUAAUAAAGUUUGGUGAGUACAGAUAACGAUAAAAUUAAGUGUUGAAAAAAGGGAGGAUACUUAAACUCGAUUGGAGGACUUUGAUGAUGUAAAAGAAAACUAAUGGAAAAUUAAAUUUUUAUCUGAAAUUUCUGAGUCUUCAAAAGUGAAAGGCUAAGUGUUAUCAUUAUUUGAACCACCGUUGCCCUAUAACUGAUUAUUAAGUUUGCUCUGAGCUUUCGAAGCCAAAUGGGCAUUUUUCCAAAAAUUUUUUUCUUAGGACUCUCGACUCUUGCUCAACUCAGAGAGCCUUCAUGUGCCAGAAGCAUCGCUACGACUCCAAAUACGUUCCCAACUCAAUCGGAGACGGUAAUCAAAAAGAAAAUCUUGUUAAUAGACAAGAAAAGCUUUCCAGAUGAUCUUCCGGCUGGCUUUUACACCGUCUCCAUCACAACUCAGCCAACCGCAGGACAAACUUCCAAUUGCUCAUUGGAAGUCCGAGUUCAAAGUGACCUGCAAAUCGUCACCGGCUACGUCACGUCUGUCGGAUCCGACGACCCUAACGGCGACCCGAUCAGAGAUUCGAGUAUGUUCAACAUUCUUCAAAAAUAUAGAAAGUAUGAUGUUUCAGCUUCUAACAGAAUUAUUGCCUACGUCCAUUCUUUGGAUAACGACAAUCGCGUGCCCAUUCUCACAGACGCCGCUUUGUGGGACGCUGUCAACGGUGAAUUCAACUCAAAAGACGUGAUUGAAAAGAAAAUUUAGGCACGUUCUACAAUGGCCUGAAGUAUCAGCAACGAGUCAGCUGCCAGUAUCCAUGGGUCACACAAGAUUUCCCUUGCCCCAACGGAAACAACGACAACAACGAAUUCGGCAUUAUGGUUCGUUAAUCUCAAAUAAUUUUCUUUGAGAUCUUUCUUAACGAAAACGAAUGGCUAUUAAUGAGAAUUUUUAUUGUAGUUUCUUCAUUUUCCAAACGGGCGAAAAACUGGUAGAAAUUGAUGACUCCGCUCAAAAAAGAAAAUUCCGUUUUUUAAACCUUCGCGACUUUUUUGUAGCUAAGAUGAGAAGUUUUCUAUCAAUACCGUUUUUUUUUUUGCUUUGACUGCAUUUUGUGUCUAUCAGACUUCUUAGUUGAUCAUUUUGGAUUUUUUUUAGUAGUUACGGUAAGAGGAAAUAAAGCGCAACCACUACAGAAAGUUACAAACUUUGGAAAAAACAUCAAAAUUAAAGCAUCAGAAAGAAGGCUGAUGGCAAAAAAAAGUUUGUCGUAGCUACUUUUUUGUCAGAAUCUCUUCGAAAAAUCGAAAUUUUCACUGACCACCUGCACUUUUUGUACUUCUCAUAAAAAAGGCUCAAGAAAAUUAUCUCGUAUUGCAGCACAUUGGAGAAGACGAGUUCGGUAACACCUUCCAGCGUGUCACCUACGCUCAUUGCUCUCGAGCUGGUGAAUAUUCUGAUGAAGAUCAAUAAAUUAUUUUUUACUCAGAGAUCAUCUGCGGCAACGGAGGAGUUCGAUACAAUGGAAUGUGCGUCUGCAACGACUACUGGACUGGAAGCCAGUGUACAGUUCCGAUUUGCGUCAAUGGAGGAACCAGAAACGCUGACCAGCGCUCUUGCUCCUGCCCGCCUGGCUACACCGGUAGAAACUGCGAGUUCGGUUAGUAAACUCCAAAAAUUUGAAUUUUAACAUCCCUUUUUCAGAAAUGUGCCAGCCUAAGAUUGACACCACCUUCAGUCUCGAUGGAAAAACUCUUGUUCUGGUUGUCGAAACAACAUCCCAGCACAACGCGACUGUUACUAACGUGAAUAUGUGCCUUAUAAACAAACAAAAAAAAUAUUCUGAAUUUCAGCCAAUACACUUUUGGGUCUCUGAAAAGAAUUUUAGCCUUUCAGCCGGCAAAAAAAAAUAAAAAAUUUCUCGAAACGUUGAUUUUACUCAAUUUUGAGGUUCGAACAAAAAAUUUGAUUUUUUUCAGAGAGCCAUUUAGCUAUAAAUCGAACUUUAUAUUGCUCGAACAUCAAAAAGGGCUUAUAAAAAUACGUAUAUAAAAAAACUAAAUAAUUAUAUUUGCUCAAGUUUCAAUCUAACUGAAAAACUUUAGCUCAUUGGAAAUCUAGCCAACAUCAUCAGUACCGCCACAGCCAACAACCCGAACUGGUUCAGCAACUACGGCCUUAUCACCUUUGACUGUAACAAAAGCAGUACUGAAGAGCAAAAACUCGAUUCUUUCCAGCUUCUGGAGUCACAUACUCCAGCUUCGUCUUCACCGAUGCCAACUCUCUCAUCACCGCUUUGACCGCUGCUCAGAAAAAGAUCACAGACCAAGGAAAUUGCUCGAUGCCGCUUAUUGGGUAUGGCGAAAAUUCAGAAAAUAUUCGAAAUUUAACUUUUCAGAGUGUUGCAAACGACUUUGCACAGUGCCCAAAGUAUUGUAUAUCCCAACAGUGAGAUUAUUCUUUUCACAACUGCCGGAGCUAGCGACAUCGAUCAGAGAGGUGCCCUCAUUCCUAGCAUCGUCGCUUCCCAAGCUCAGGUAAAAUAGCGAGAAAGUUUUUUUUUGAGAACUAUUGUAUAAAAUUACUGGAAGCUUUCAGCUUCACUACGUCUAUUCACAAACGACUUGCGGAGACUUCUCUAGCGUCCCAGCUGUCAGCGACAUUACGCGCUUGGCUUACAGUACCGAAGGAAAUGUGAUGUUUGUCACUCCGGACACUGUCAUUUCGGUGAAAUUCCCCCUUUUGAAGUUUGAUAAAGCGAAAAAUUGCAGCUGAUGACUCAAUACCUGCCGACGAGAUAUGGAUCCAGCCAACUUUCUGAUCCCACUGCUCACACUGGUUACUCUUGCAGCACUGGUAAACCAUGGUACAUUGCUGUUGAUGCCAACACGACCUUCAUCUACGUCUCUGCUACUUCUGAAUUCGGAUCUGUGUCCGCUGUCAACCCAAUGGGUCGUGAGUUUUCUUUCUUUCUGCUCCUUUCGAUGAAGAAAACCAGACUAAACUUAGUUUUUUGGUUAAUUUUGAAAUUCAUUUUAUGAAAAAUUUAUUCGAUUCAGAAACGGUCGCCGCAAUGAACAUGUUCAACGCCAACUCGCAGAAAAUCUAUGCCUUCGAAGUGGAUUAUCUCCCGGGUAUUUGGACCUUACAGGUAGCUCGGAGACUGGAAAAAAAAAUAUGAAAUACUUAUUUUACAGCUAUCCAGCCCUCCAGGUCUUUGCUUCGUUCAUGUGUACGCCAAAAGUCCAGCCAAGACGUUCGCUAAAUUUGCUCUACCGACUGCCAGCGAUCCGACCGGAGCUCAUCAAGACGGAAGUCUUAUCAGCCCAGUUCCUGGUGGUAAGGGAAUUAAUUUUUUUAAAAAAAUUAAAUUCAGUCAACAACAUCGUGGCCGUGGAACUCUAUGGACCACCGUUCCAUAGAGGAACGUUACGUUAUGUCGACGUUUACGACCCUGAUAUGGUCAAGGUGAAUUUUUUUCUUGAUAUGGAAGUUUUUGAAAAAAAUGAAGAUAAUUAUCGAAAAUUUUUCAAUUUUUCAGCUCACUCAAUCUUAUUGUCACUUUCUUUUUCACGAUUUUUAACUACUUCAGCUUCUCCUUCGCUCUGAGCUCUACCCACGUGGAAAUUGCUCGUACCAGUACUACUCGGAUCCGUUUGUUUGCCAGUCCGACUUGAUCGCGAUCAACGUUUACGGUACUGAUGAGAAUAACCAGAAGUUCCGACGCCAGCAUCUUGCGUUCUGCAACGGUAAUUAAGGAAAUUGGAAGGAACUCACAAUUUCAUAUAUUCACAGGAGCCGCACCAACCGGAGCUCCUGGCGUAAGCACGACUCAAGCACCUAUUAUGACUACGACCGGCGCUCCUGCCGUCUCUACCAUGACCCCUCCUCCUGCAGUUUCCACAACUCAAGGAGCGCCAACAACGACUGCUUUCGGCAACGCCAAUCUCAACUUUGACGUCGUCUUCCUGUUCGACGGUAGCCAAGCCGCUCAACCUGUUUUCAACAAUGUAAAAUAUUCUAUCAAAAAUCCGAAACGAAGAAUUUUCAAUGCUGAAAUCAUAUCAUUUGGGAAUCGUAUGACAUUUUGGAGAAAAUCGUUGGGAAAAAAAACAAGGCUUAGCGGUAUGUAAGAUCGUAGUUGUGCAUGUUCAGGUAUAAAUACAUGAAUGAAUGGAUAGCUUGGCGAAAAACGUGAAAAAUUUCGAUCAGGGAGGAAAUCUUAAUUGACUGAUUUCCAAAAAAAAACUCCUUCCAUAUGAAAAAUUCUCAAAAAUUCAGAAAUUCAAAAAUUCAAAAAACUCACGUAUCACAAAAAUUUAUAAUUUCAGUUUACCAAAUUUGUAAGCACCUUGAUGGUGUCGUACACUGUCGGACCAGCUGCUCACGUUGGAAUCGGUGUUGUGGCUCCGGAUGCAGAUGACCAGGCACCUAUGGUCGCCCAAUUGAACUCUAUACAAUCGCAGUCCAUUCUCAAUGGUUAUCUCAACACUCUGGGAGAAUACUGGGGAGAUUUCGAUCAUGCUGGACAACUUCUGGACUUGUGAGUGUCUUUUUUAAAACUAUAGAGGAAAGUGAACUUUUAGGAACCUCAAAACCGUUUCUUCGCCUGACUACAUGAAUCCGAGCGCUGGAUAUCGCCCUGCGAUCAACAACCAUUUGAUCAUCUACAUCACUGCAACCACCGCAUUCGACGUCGAUCCCACCGCUACCGCCAAGAGUAUAAUCGCCAACAAUCAGUACGGAAUCAUCACUGUCGGCUUCGGCGCCGCUGUCGACAACACCAAGCUGAUUGUGAGUAUAAAUGAAGAUUUCUUUUCUCAAAAAUAUCUCCAGGCGGUUUCUGGAGGUGCUGCCUGCUCUUUCACAGCCACCGACUUCGCAUCGCUCAAUAACCAGAUCAGACCCAUCCAGCAGAAGAUCUGGGACGCGAAGUGAGUUUCUUGAAUAAAGAAAAAUGAAUGAGAAUUUUCAGCUUCAACAACGGCGUCUACUGCAGCUCAUGA
This is a messenger RNA of Caenorhabditis auriculariae, 11109 nucleotides long. NCBI's taxonomy places the organism in Eukaryota, Metazoa, Nematoda, Chromadorea, Rhabditida, Rhabditidae. The record is from the annotation of a GenBank genome assembly.